CAGGUGCUGUUCAAGAUGUUCCUAGGCAGCGCCAACCCUGGAGAAGUGGCUCAUUUUCUUUUCUUUCAUCUUCAUCUCCUGUGUGCCCCUCAUCCUGUAUUUCACAAGGGUAGAGCACUGGGGCUCACUCUCCUCACUGCCGUGGGGAUACAUGUGUGGACUGGCAGGACUGUGGCUGGUGGUCAACAUCCUGGUCAAUGUUGGUGUGGUACUGACUUACCCCAUUCUGAUCUUUGUUUGAAUGACGACUUGUACGCACAGAUUCCACAGAUAAGACCCCGAAAAUGGUGCCGCGCUCCCACAAUGCAUUGCGGCGUGACGUCAACUCAAAGCCCUAUAAAUAGAGUGCACCCCUUUGGCCUCUCCCCUUUUCUACAAUUCACCUGUGGGAGAGUUAGGUGUCAUUUCUUUCCAACACGAACGCAUAGUCAUGCCGCUCGGGAGGAACGCGUUAGUCGGGCUGGCUGUCGGGGCCACGGCCGGCUUGGUUGCCUUCGUUUACAGGCUCUGGCACAGCAGGAGGAGGUCCCAGACCCUUGUACUGGAGACACGGCCAGCGGAUGGAGGAGCGCUGCUGGGGGACACGCUGGAUGCCCAGGGAAGGAGCAGGGAAGACAAGAGCAGCGAGCACGGGGUGCGGGGACACACAGGCGCGGAAGAGCACGGAGCACAAACUUGUGGGUGAAGACACGACACGGAAGUCAAGAGAUGGAGGCCCAGCAGCAGGCUCUGGCAGCAGUGGAGGCUGUGGUUCAGGGACUUUCCCCAGAGCAGCAACUGGAGCUCAGAAACCAGCUGGACCAAGUGCUAUGCUGCGUGGCAUCUUUACGUUCAGAGGUAGCUGAGCUCAAGGAAGGUCUACAGGUCAUUGCCCAGCAGAUCAUUCAGGAUGUCAAGCCUUUGACUGUGGAUAAUGUACCCGUGGAUCCACAACCUCGCUCCUCAGACCCAAGGGAAUAGCUGUCUUAUAGCGGGAUUAACAGCGCAGUUGGAAUCCUUUCACUUUAAUAAAUGUGUCUGUGACUCAAA
Molecule: messenger RNA, 1029 nt
Organism: Oreochromis niloticus (Nile tilapia)
Lineage: Eukaryota; Metazoa; Chordata; Actinopteri; Cichliformes; Cichlidae
Exons: 7
Coding region: 16-960 (314 amino acids)
Source: RefSeq, a predicted model, not a curated record